GAAGCAUUACUUUAGACCUGCAAUGGAACUAAUGCCCUCAACCUCCUUUCAAUCAACCCCUCACUGCCCGAACAAUGUCCGAAGAACUUCAGGAUGAAGUUGAAGCAAUUAAUUCCAUCUACGGCGACGACAGCCUCGUCCCGACAGAAGACGACUCCUCUGUAUUUAUUCUCAAACUGCCAGGCGAUGCAUCCUCUCUGCGUCUGAAAUUCCCGUCUGAUUACCCCUCUAAGCCCCCCAGUGCUCUCAGUACACACCACAGUUCCGGUGGUGUCAAAGGCGCUGGUGCUCGUGAUCUGGCACUCUUCCGAGACGCUCUGGGCGAAGUAUUUCAAGAGGGCCUGGUUUGUCUAUUCGAUGCCGUGGAGGAGUUUUCGCGGCGUGCGGAGGAGCAGAAACCAGAGCCUGAAAGUGAGCCCCAAGCUCCAUCGACACCUGAAGAAGAAGACUACGAGCAACCAGACUUUCCUCCUCCGGAAUGGGUUCUAUCCGAUCUUGUGACAGAGUCAAAAUCAACAUUCUUAGCACAUGUCGCACGAGUGACUUCUCCUGAUCAGGCUCGAUACUACGUCCAACUCUUGCUCUCCUCAGACAAACGCAUACGCAGCGCCACGCACAACAUGACAGCAUGGCGGAUCCGUGGACCCGGGGCUACGAGUUUCCAGGACUGCGAUGAUGAUGGCGAGACAGCUGCCGGUGGAAGGAUGUUGCAUCUGAUGCAGGUCAUGGAUAUCUGGGAUGCCAUGGUGGUGGUGACGAGGUGGUACGGCGGUGUUCAGCUAGGACCUAGAAGGUUUGCGCUCAUCAAUGCCGUAGCUAGAGACGGGUUUGUAAAAUCCGGGUUGGUAAAAGAAGAGAGGCAGGAGAAGAAAAGGGGGAAGUGAGCAAUGAGGUCCUGAUAUCGUGACCCUUUCCUUCAAGUCAGCUUACCGUUUGAUCUUCAAGAGACUGGGUUCUAGAUACGGCGAUAAUUGGCAAAGAUAAGCUUGAAAGACGUGUAAUGCCAUGGGAAACGAUGUACUGGCCGAAGGUACUUUAUAAUACGGUAUUUUAAGUGAUGGGCUUGACAACCCCAGAGCGUAAUGAUUGCCGGGGGUUCAACCCACACCAUGCCUUA
Messenger RNA from Fusarium odoratissimum NRRL 54006, 1117 nucleotides. RefSeq lists its product as uncharacterized. Bases 75 to 884 code for a protein of 269 amino acids. Lineage: Eukaryota; Fungi; Ascomycota; Sordariomycetes; Hypocreales; Nectriaceae. The record is from RefSeq and is a predicted model, not a curated record. Gene Ontology annotation, biological process: regulation of translational initiation. Gene Ontology annotation, cellular component: cytoplasm. The transcript is spliced from 2 exons. Gene Ontology annotation, molecular function: protein binding.